Gastrolobium bilobum is the source of this 954-nucleotide messenger RNA. RefSeq lists its product as uncharacterized. NCBI's taxonomy places the organism in Eukaryota, Viridiplantae, Streptophyta, Magnoliopsida, Fabales, Fabaceae. The record is from RefSeq and is a predicted model, not a curated record. The annotation marks the transcript as partial. The transcript has 5 exons.
UCUGGUUACUUGUAUCAUUGCCCAAAGCCACUCAGCCUUGCUUCACCACGCAGCCAAGGAGAAAGAAGAGAAAGUUCUGAAUUUGCAGCACAUUGUCAAAAUCCAACCAGCCAUCUCUUAGUCUCUCUUCCUUCUUGCGUUGAGUGAGGGAAAACAAAGCUGAGUGUUUACUCCUCUCUAUACAGCAUCAAGCCGAUUAUUGUUCCACUCACAAACCGUGAAAUUGCUAAGCCAAGGACCUCUUGAACCUAAGUUACACUUUUCUUUAUUUCUCGCUUAUCCAUUAGCCGUGAAUCAUCAAAGAAGCAAUCAAGGAAGAAAAUACUUAUAUUCCUUCCUUACCCUACUCCACAAACAGUGAGGCACAUGCAAAGACUAUAAAUAACUAAGUAGACUCUCAUCUCACUGAUUCGGCUGAGACACCUCUCAAAGAGAUGAAUGCGCACCCUUGGAACAUAGGAAAAGGGAUGGGGCUGCUCCUUGCUUGGUUGUGGCCUUUGGUGCGUAUGGGAACCUUAUGCGUGCGGCCUAAGAACCGUACCUUGAUGAGUGGAAUAGGAGGGGAAUUGAGCACCAUGGGGCCGCUGAAUUCUCCAGCCAAAUUGUGCACUAUGGGUGCCCUACUACUAGAUGUGCGAAUCACCACUAGUGUGUGGACUGAUUCUUGCUGCUGUUUGAUUUAUAUUUGGGCAUGCAAGGUGCUUCGGAGCCCUAGAAGAUUGGAGAAGAACGAGGUGGACAUCCGCGUUGGUAAUGGAGCAAGAGUUGCUGCUUAUGCUGUUGGAGAUACCGACCUCAUUUUGCCUACGGGCCUUUUAUUGCAUUUGAAUAAUUGUCUUUAUGUUCCUAGCAUUUCUAGAAACAUUAUUUCUAUUUCUUGUUUAGAACAAGAUGGUUUUGCUUUCACUAUUAGGGAUGAUACAUUUUCUAUCAUUUCGAAUGAUAUUGUUUUUG